UAUGGACUCUACAGUAAGAGACGUUGCCUUCAUUUGGCUCAGAAGAGUGAAAGAAUACAACUGGACACCUUCCUCAGGCUGGAAGGAAAGGGUUUGUCUUUGAUCUGAAAUUAUAUUCUCUGCUUGCGGAGAAGGUGGAAGGAAUCAAGAAUCAGCAAGAAGAGAAGUUUUCCAAAGAACUCCACAGUGGAACUAUGAGGAGGACUCUGCCACAGGCCUCUGAGGACUCAGGAGGAGUUGUAAAAAGAAGCCAUAGAGGAAAAAUCGUGCUCCUUUGUGUUCUGCUGUUCAGUGUUGUCCUGGGCCUUGUGCUACUCAUUGUCUUCACUACCAUUACAUGCAACCUAGAAACCUGCAAUACAACAACUUGCCUUCUGCUCUUGGCGAGGUUCCUGAGGGCCCAGAAUGAUGUUGUGGAUCCUUGUGAGGAUUUCUUCAAUUACACCUGUGGCAACUGGGAUGCCAACUCCACAUGGGGGAAGAACACGCCACUGGUGAAUGUCUUUGAUGUACUAUUGGAAGAAAACCAGCUCAUCAUGAAGAGGCUCUUAGAGGAGCCACAGCUUGGUGUUAACAGCUCAGCAAAUGAGAAAGCUGUACGGUUUUACACAUCUUGCAUGAAUACAGAACAGAUUGAAGCUCAAGGUGCUCAGCCUUUGAAGGAACUUAUAAAUGAGGUUGGUGGCUGGAACAUCACAGGCUCCUGGAAUGAAACUGAUUUUAACCAGACACUUCAGUUACUCAUGGGAAAAUACAAUACAUUCCCUUUCUUUAAAGCCUAUGUGGGUCCCAGUGCUUCUGAACCAACCAUGAAUAUUAUCCAGAUUGAUCACCCAGAGUUUGAGUUGCCGCCAGAAACUGACUUUAAGAAAACAACGAAAUAUUCCCAGGUUCUACGCUCAUACUACUCAUACCUCAUGAAACUAGGACUACUUAUGGGAGGCAAUAGAGAGAUUACUUCCACCUAUAUUUCCUUGGCAUUUUCCUUUAUCUCUAACCUCCAGAAGACAGUUACCCCGCUGAAAAAACGACGGGAAAAAAUGAUGCUCUUUUACUUCACCACAAUCAAAGAGCUGCAGGAAAAAGCUCCUGCUAUUGACUGGCUAUCAUGCCUCCGAGCAGCUUUCCACCCUGUGAAGCUGAACAUGUCUCAGCAAGUUGCUGUACAUGACAUGGAUUAUUUGCAAGGGAUGUCACAACUGAUUGCAGAAUGGCAGAAGAAGAGGGACGUAUUACAGAUCUACAUGAUACUCUGCCUGGUUGGAAAUCUCUCCCCAGCCUUGAAUAGACAAUUCCAAGAAGCUCAUCAGAAUCUGACAGACAUGCUGUAUAGUGGAACCACAGAAUCACAAAUGGUAAGAUCUGAGCGCUGGAGAAAAUGCCUCAGUGAGACCAGCACAUUUUUUGGUCCUGUACUUGGGAAGAUGGUUGUACAGGAGAUUUUCCCUCAGAACUCCAAGGAUCUCGCUGAAGUGAUAUUUGCUGAGAUCCGAGAUGCCAUCCACAGCCAUCUGGAUCAUGUGGAGUGGAUGGGCUACCAAUCUCGCCAACAGGCCAAGGAAAAGAUAUAUAAUCUCCAGGUGGAGAUUGGCUACCCAGAGAAAAUCUUCCAGACAGAUGAAGUAGAUGAUGAGUAUCAAGAGCUGGAAAUUUAUGAAGAUAACUUUUUCCAUAACGUGGUUGCCUGCCUGAAGUCUCUGAGGAAGACGUUCUCGCUGAAACUCGGCAAUUCCCAUCUGCAGGAUAACUGGGAAGUGGCCCCUUGGUCUGUACAUUCAUACUAUUCCUUGAGACGUCAUGCUGUUGUUUUUCCUGCUGGUAUGUUCCGCAGCCCUUUCUUUCAUACUGAAUUUCCCAGUGCUGUGAACUUUGGAGCCAUGGGAUUUUUCAUGGCACAUGAGCUGCUUCAUUCCUUCUAUGAUUAUGUGUUGACAAAGAACUGUUCCUCCUGUGAUAUGAAAACACUGGUGCAAGGUAUCGAGUGCCUUGUGAAACAGUAUGGGAGCUACUCCCUGGAAGGCUACCCUAUCAAUGGCUCAUUUACUCUUCUGGAGAAUGCUGCUGACACAGAGGGACUUGCCAUUGCUUACCAGGCCUAUCAGAACUGGUUGGCAAAGCAGAGCAGAGUGAAAAAGUUACCUUGGCCUGAGCUCUCACAUCAUCAACUCUUCUUCAUCAGUUUUGCUCACGCUAUGUGUGGGCACCCAAGACCUAAGGGACUGCAGACCUUCUUACAUAGGGAUCCACACAGCCCUCCAUCCCUUCGUGUCCUUGGGUCCUUAAGCAACAGCCGGGACUUUUCCAGACUCUUCCACUGUCCAAGUAAGUCACAAAUGAAUCCAACUCUAAAGUGUCACAUCUGGUAGAACAACCUGAAGAACACACAGGACAAUUGAUACAAAAGACAGGAACUAUGGGAUCAUGUGGAUUUAGUGGUGUUAAAUCAUGCCCAUUACCUGGGUUUUCCCCAUUUCUUCUUGUGCAAUCCACUUGUCAUGGUGGAAGACAUUCCAGCCAAGGAGGAAUAGCAUACAGAGAAGACACUGCGCUGUGGAAACAUCCUAUUACUUAUCAUCAUCCUAACCUGACUUGGGGAAAGGCUCAAACCAAGGGUCUGAAGAUUGCAUUCAAAGUCUCUGGUAUUUGCGUCUAGUGACACUGUUCAAAUCAGACGUGAACACAACACAGAGAGACUUUCUAACUGUUUUAGAAAUUGUUUUUGAAAGGGAUGAUGGGAUGCUGAGGCAUUAAGGUGCUGCAGCAUCGCUGGUACUAACAGAAGUGCUGAAUGUGUUGAAUGAAACCAGGAUGUAAUUGUCAUUAAGAUGCUGAACUGGUGUCUGAAUUAUACCACUUUGGAGCAUGAUUGAAUGUUCCUUCAUACAAAAAUUCCAGACGUAGGAGCUAGUAAGAAAAAGAAAGUGGCAUGACAUUACAUUUAUACUAAAAAAACUAAAAUAUUGAUUAUGUUUACAUUAAAAGGGGGACAUUUAUUUUAACCCAUUUAAUUCUAACCUGCUGUUUGAAAUUACAUUGCGUUACACCAUUCUCUCAUUGCUCCACUGUCUUUUUGUCCGUCUUGUGAGCCCACACUUGAAGUCUCAAUUUGUACACCCCAUCAUGAGUUGACCAUCACAGUCAGAACUAUGCUGUGUUUGAUCUUCAGAAUACACCAGAGCAAACCAUAGUUGCUGCUUGUAUGCUUUUGGUUGUUUUGUUUUUUUAUCACUCAGCUUUAUAUGCUCUCUUUCAUAUGAAGACAAAGCAAGGGCCAUAGCUGUCACUGUAUUACUUCAGACAUUACACCAAAUUAUACUUUGCAGUUUGCAAAAAGCAUGGUUUGCAAACACUAUGCUUUACAAGUCCACCUCAAAACAUAGUUUCCGAUUAUGGUUUGAGGGUGGAUUGCAAAUGAUAAUUUAUCAGUUCUGACAUUGCAGAAAAUUGUAAUUAUGUUAUAAUUUGGUUGGUUUUUGAAUUGACCCUAAGUAAAAACUUGUUUAUUAUUUUUAUUUCAUACAUUGUAUAGCUGAGGUCGUAUUGUACACCUGAGCUAUUUAGCUAUGGUUGAGUGUCAUACAACCCCAAGUCAAAGGGAAAUUGUGUUUCCUUCCUAAUUUGUCAUCUAAAGGCAAACCGGUGGAUUCAGUCCAAUGUCUGAAGCCAGUUUCUUUGGCAAGUUGCAGCUUUACUGAAUUUUAAUCGUUGUGUAGUUAAAAACACUGAUCACAGCUUAACAUGUAAAGAAAAAAAAUCUCCAUAUAUAUUUCAAAUAAAAGCAACCACACCGUUAUCUCAGGUACAUACUGGACAGGACCACUACCAAUAUCUCUUAAGGCAUGUCUUUCAGGAGCUUUAUAGCUUUCUCCAGCUCUGUGGUUUUCCUCUGCUUUGUAGUCUAAUAAGAUACCAUUUUACAAAUUGGAUAAAUUUUAUUCCAUUUCAGCAUCCAUAAUAGGGAGUGUGUGCUAGUGAGGAAGACAAGAAAGGUUUAGAUAUUUACUAAAGAGACAACAAAACUGGCCUUUGCUGGCCUCUUCAGUUUUGCUUUUCCUCACCACCACCAGCUGUUGUCCAGCUGCUUUUCCUUCAAAAUAAAACUGGCAACUAAUGUAACAGAUAGUUUGGCUCUGUUUCUUAUGAUUUCCAUGUCAUCCACUCCUCAUCCCAAUAUAAUUGAAUACAUUGUGGUUUCAGAAGGAGAAAUGAAGAUGAGUCUGGCAGUCCUCUUUAUUAGAACAAAAGACUACAGUUGGAAGAUAAGAAAAACCUAACCUUUUUUUUCCAGAUCUGCAUCUUAAUGUUUUCUUGAAAAUCAUAUAAAAAUAAACUAAAUACAUAUCUGUAUAACUCAGGGACAGCCAUGUAAAACUCAGGGACAUCUCUCUCUGGUUCUUCUGUGGAGUAGGAGAUACACUGCUGUUACUGAGUCCCCACAAAAUAAGAACAUGAAACUUCCACAGUUCAAUCAUUAAAAAUUAUAGCUGACUAAAGCAUUGAUUAUUCUCAUUGCUCUCCAGUUGCAGAUAGUGCAUUUUUCCCUUGCACAUUGCAUGUGUAAUCCACUGGAAUAUUUUCUUGCACAAAGUCUACUGAAACAAAUAGAAGCUGUGCAAAUACACUGCCAUGUUUUAAAUCAGCCUUUACUCAUUUUAGUGGAUAUCUGCAUGAAAAUGUCUUUGUGGAUUUAUUUCUUAUUUUUUCAUACAGUUCACUCUGAUUCAUUUCUCUCUUACUCACUCUAGCUUAAUUCUAGAAACUAUUGUUACUAUUUUUGUAAUCUAGUGUUCACUGUGAUAGCCUUUAAGUUGUAGUGACUA
Sceloporus undulatus (fence lizard) is the source of this 4820-nucleotide messenger RNA. RefSeq names its product Kell metallo-endopeptidase (Kell blood group) (gene KEL). Gene Ontology annotation, biological process: protein processing. Lineage: Eukaryota; Metazoa; Chordata; Lepidosauria; Squamata; Phrynosomatidae. Gene Ontology annotation, cellular component: plasma membrane. The record is from RefSeq and is a predicted model, not a curated record. The transcript has 19 exons. Gene Ontology annotation, molecular function: metalloendopeptidase activity. Bases 195 to 2366 code for a protein of 723 amino acids.